AUGGCGACCCGAGCUGCGGACGAAGACGAUAACCCAGCUGUAGAUCAACUUGUUUUAUUCAAAAAUAGAACUGAGGGACCUAUAGCCAUCAUGACUACUGCUGCAGGUGCACCGAUUGAAAACCAAACCACAAUUACAUUGAACAAACGUUUGUUAUUUAAUGAGUUUCUAAUGGACAGUUUGACACACGUGGCCAGGGAAAGAAUACCAGAACGACUAGUUCACGCGAAGGGUGCAGGGGCAUUCGGUUAUUUCGAAGUAACCCACGAUAUAUCUGAUAUAUGCAGGGCGAAGUUAUUCAAAAUGGGUGAGAAGACGCCUAUAGUUGCAAGAUUUUCCCUAGUGGUCUCCGAACAUGGUGGCAGUGACACACAAAGAGACAUCCGAGGAUUCGCCCUCAAAUUUUACACUGAAGACGGAAACUUCGACAUUAUUGGCUUCAAUACACCCAUGUUCGCCUUCAAAGAUCCCAUACUUUUCCCUACUUUCGUACGAUCACAGAAACGAAACCCAGCGACCGACUUACACGAUCCCAACAUGUUGUGGGACUACCUAACCACAAACCCAGAAAGUUUCAACUUAUUUUUACUAUAUUUCAGUGAUCGUGGAAUCCCAGAUGGUUAUCGACAUAUGCCUGGAUUUGGUAUCCACACUUAUCAAGUUGUUAAUAAUCGUAGCGAGAAUCAUUUCAUCAGGUUUCACUUCCUACCAGAUGCGGGCAUCAAAAACAUAUUUUCAGAGGAAGCAAGGCGGUUAGCAGGUUUUGAUACAGACUAUUCAACAAGAGAUUUAUACAAUGCCAUCGGAACUGGAAACUUCCCCAGCUGGACGGCAAGCAUUCAGGUAUUAACUGAGAGUGAUAUUAAAAAUGCAAGCUUCGAUGUGUUUGACGUUACAAAAGUAUUGCCUCAGGACAAAUAUCCUUUAAAACCCCUUGGUCGCUUCGUUUUGAACAGUAAUCCUGUUAAUUAUUUUGCUGAAAUUGAGCAGUUGGCUUUUAAUCCUGCGAACUUAGUUGAUGGCAUUUUGGGAGGACCAGAUAAAGUGUUUGAAGCGCGACGUUUGGCCUAUCGAGAUGCUCAGUAUUACCGCUUGGGAGGUAACUUUUUGGGAAUACCCGUAAACUGUCCCUUGCGCCAUAGAGCAUACCCGUACAAUCGUGAUGGUGUGCCUCCUCUAAAUGGUAAUUUAGGAGACAUACCUAAUUACUAUCCCAAUUCUUUCAAUGGACCUGUUCCGUAUGUGGACAACAAUGUCGGUGAGGUAAUAGAGAUAUAUCAGGAUAAAGCGAAUAACUACGAUCAGUCUCGUGAAUUAUACGUGAACGAAUUAGAUGCUGAAGAGAAGAAGAGACUAGUGGAGAACAUAGUGUAUAGUUUGGAAAACGCAACGAAAUUUUUGCAAGAACGCGCUAUAAAGAUAUUCAAGCGUAUACACCCCGACCUUAGUGCGAGGGUGAAGCAAGCUCUUCGUAACACGACAGUGAACUGUCAAUGUGGUGAUAAUUAA
This is a messenger RNA of Spodoptera littoralis (African cotton leafworm), 1509 nucleotides long. The record is from the annotation of a GenBank genome assembly. NCBI's taxonomy places the organism in Eukaryota, Metazoa, Arthropoda, Insecta, Lepidoptera, Noctuidae.